UAUCCUACUCAGUGUUCCAUGAACACCUGAUAUCAGAUCCAACGGUGUAAGUGAAUAAUGGAAAACUAACUCAGAAUCAGACCGUCGAUUUACCAGAAAAUGCCUCCCCCACCAAAUCAAGUUCUCCCGCCACCACAAGGCUCCGUCUCUCAGUCAAUUGCCACCACUCUAUCAUCUGCUCUGCAACACUUCAUCAACUCAGAUAACCCUCCCCAUGGCCAAAAGAUCCAUACCCAUAUUCUCAAAUCUGGGUUCCGACCCAAUGUCAAUAUUUCCAUCAAACUCCUUAUCCUCCACCUCAAAUGCGGUUCAUUGGCUUAUGCACGCAAAGUGUUUGAUGAAUUGCCUGCACAAACUCUUUCCUCUUAUAAUUACUUGAUUGGUGGUUACCUCAAACGUGGGAAGGUAGAAGAAUCGUUUAGUUUGGUUCGGAGACUGGUUUUAUCUGGUGAAAAGCCUGAUAGGUAUACGUUUUCGAUGAUCUUGAGAGCCUCUACUUGUGCUGGUAUUGUUGCAUUGCCAUGUAGUUUAGGACGAGUAAUUCAUGGCCAGAUGAUUAGAAAAGACGUUGAGCCUGAUGAUGUACUUUAUACCGCGCUUGUAGACUCUUACGUUAAGAAUGGGAAGGUCCAGUAUGCGAGGACUAUGUUUGAUAUGACGUUGGAAAAGAAUGUGAUAUGUUCGACGUCCAUGAUUUCUGGAUACAUGAAUCGGGGCUCUGUGGAAGAUGCUGAAGAUAUAUUUAGGAAAACGGUUAAAAAAGAUGUGGUGUUAUUUAACGCAAUGAUUGAAGGUUACAGCAAAUCGGUUGAAUAUGCGAGGGGAUCACUUGAGGUUUAUAUUGACAUGCAACGAUUGAAUUUCCUACCUAAUCUCUCUACAUUUGCUAGUGUUAUUGGAGCUUGCUCAGUGUUGGCAUUGUUUGAAGUUGGCCAACAAGUCCCUAGUCAUCUUAUGAAGACUGGAUUGUUUUUGGACAUAAAGAUGGGCAGUGCUCUUAUUGACAUGUACUCAAAAUGCGGAAGAGUUGAGGAUGCUCAGAGAGUUUUUGACCACAUGCCCGAAAAAAAUGUGUUUUCAUGGACUUCAAUGAUCGAUGGUUAUGGGAAGAACGGAUAUCCUGACAAAGCACUUGAGCUCUUUCAUAUAAUGCAAAGAAAACACCAAAUUGAACCCAAUUUUGUAACAUUCCUCAGUGCUCUCUCAGCUUGCGGACACGCUGGGCUUGUAGACAAAGGCAUUGAGAUCUUUGAAAGCAUGGAUAGGGACUACUCAUUAAAACCAAGGAUGGAGCAUUAUGCUUGCAUGGUUGAUCUCUUGGGACGUGCAGGAAGUUUGCGUCAAGCGUGGGAGUUUGCAAUGGAGAUGCCUGAGAAGCCCAACUCCGAUGUUUGGGCAGCUCUUCUUAGUUCAAGCACACUACAUGGUGAUGUUGAGAUGGCAAAUAUAGCUGCCAAGGAACUUUUUAAAUUGAAUCCUGAUGGCCGGCCAGGGGCAUAUGUUGCAUUCUCUAAUACUUUGGCGACCGCUGGGAAAUGGGAAAGUGUAAUUGCGCUUAGAGAGAAAAUGAAGUUAAGCGGGAUAUCUAAAGACACCGCCUGCAGUUGGAUUGAUACUGAUAGUGGUUGAUGAGCUUUCGUAUGGUUGAGGACAAGUUCACUGCAAAGACUCAAGAGCACACGAUGUUCAAGCUGUAUGGAGCCUGAGGAAAAGCCUCCUAGCUCAGUUUUGAACCUGACAAACAAAUUAACGGGUGCUAACUCAGCCGGUGUCUCAUUGAGUUCGUGCAGCGGGACUGCUCCGGCUUUCGGGGAGAAUAGAAUGUUGCUCAAUUUGACAAGCCAUAACCAUGUCCAGAGGUAAUUUUCUGUGGAAAGGGGAUACUUAUUCGUGUGCAGCAAGAAUCGGAUUGCAGUCUACUGUUAAGUUAUACUUUAGCAGUCAGUAAUUCAAGUUUGUUCACUCUCAAAGCUAAACCACAGUAUGAUUUGCUGAUCACAAAUUAAAUAGUUACCUAAUUGUAAUUUUACAUUGAAACGCAUAGGGGUAAUGUUAUGGAAACCAUUUAUUUCGACUAUAUUUUGAAAACCACGUCAACUGUUGAUUAACGUGCUUAUUGUUUUAUGUUUAUUGGUGAUACAUUAUAUAAUUUGCAAAUUUGAUCUAAAAAAUUGGUUACUUAGCAUUACUCAAUAGACAAUGUGACAAUCACAACUUCUUUCACCAUCAAAAUGUCAAUUUUAAUGGGCGUCUACUAGUCAAAUACAAGUCCAACAGCUAUGGAAUUCAUGUGUAUCUUUUCAUCUGAAGCCUGGAGUUCUUCCUCUAAUUUCGUUUAUAAUUAU
Messenger RNA from Pyrus x bretschneideri (Chinese white pear), 2345 nucleotides. RefSeq names its product pentatricopeptide repeat-containing protein At1g28690, mitochondrial-like. The transcript has a single exon. Gene Ontology annotation, molecular function: RNA binding; protein binding. The coding region runs from base 100 to 1629 and encodes 509 amino acids. Gene Ontology annotation, biological process: RNA modification. NCBI's taxonomy places the organism in Eukaryota, Viridiplantae, Streptophyta, Magnoliopsida, Rosales, Rosaceae. The record is from RefSeq and is a predicted model, not a curated record.